AAUGUAAGUACGUACACAAAAACACACAUAACACUCCAUACACACAUAAUACAAGCAAUAAUUCUAAUCUAGUACCUCUCUCUAAAUUGGUGAAAAGGCCUAGAAAUAAAGUGACAGAACACAGAACAAAUCAGAACAACAUUAAUUUGUCAUUGCGUAGUUCAUGGUGCAACUUAAAAAAUAAAUAUUCACGGAUUCACGCUGAAAAUCUUUCCCGCUGUAAAAAUGUCUAGUUUGCCGGAAAAUGUUCCUGGAACCAUCGAUACACCGCAAAGUGACGCCGAUUCUUUGAAAAGCAAUGAAGAUGGCACGAUUGAUGCGGGCAAAAAGCAAAAACGAAAAGAAUCGUUAUCGGCAUCGGCAGCAUCAAAAGGCGCGGAUAAACGUUCGAAAUCUGGUUCACAGUCGAAAAAAUUCUCUUGCAAAAUUUGCGAUAAACAUUUCACAACGAAACAAGCCGCCAUCAGACACAAAAAAGAACAGCACGAAAAAAAUGUGAACGUGAAAUGUGAAUUGUGUGAAAUGGUCUUCAAAUUCUUCCCGGGUAAUAAUGAUCUUCUCAUUGUUAACAACAAUGCUAGCUUCAUCGCUGUUGGAAAGAACUUCCUUUGCUUCCGCGCAUAGAUUUCUUAGCUCACUAACUUCUGGCAGGGUAUCCAAAUCAAUAUUUUUUGUAAUAUGAUCGAUCAUUAGUUGAUCGAUAUUACGGCC
Messenger RNA from Contarinia nasturtii (swede midge), 711 nucleotides. Its product is annotated as PR domain zinc finger protein 5-like. Bases 226 to 624 code for a protein of 132 amino acids. The transcript has 2 exons. Lineage: Eukaryota; Metazoa; Arthropoda; Insecta; Diptera; Cecidomyiidae. The record is from RefSeq and is a predicted model, not a curated record.